GGAGGAGGACGAGGAAGGAGCGGCCGCCACCAAUGGUCACUCCGACAGGGCCCCUCUUCCGCCGCGGCCGCUGCUGCCCGCGGCGGGGAGCGGGCGGGCUGGGGCUGGUGCCGCGGCGCCGCCGCCGCGCGAGUGGGCACCCUGAACAAAGGAGCGGCGCGGUGCGGUGCGGGCCAGCCGCGCUCCGGGGCGGGGAGCCAUGCCCGUUAUUGUUUUGGGCGGCGGGGGGAUCACCCGCCCCGCCCGCGGCGUCACGUGACGGGUGCCGGGGCCGCCCCCGCUACCCCGCUGGGGAGGCCGCUCCCCGCCCCGCCGCCCCGGGAGAGCCGGGCCCGGCGCCCGAGAGCUUGCCGGUACUUCCCGUAGGCCCGGUGCCCUCUGCGGGGCCCGCCUCCUGCCGCUGAGGGAGGCGGCGUCCCGCUGCCUUUGCCGGGUGACGUGCGCGCCCCGUGCCGGGUCGGGGCCCCGGUUUCCAGGUUUCGCGUCGUUCGGUAGUAAAAUAGGUCAGAAGCAUUAGCGGUGGCGUCGUCACGCGUGGCAGAAUCCCCUGACCCAGCGAGCGCAGCGCUUUAAUUCUUAGACCAAUGUGCAGCGCUUUAAAUAAUUCUGCGUGUUGUCACUCGCCUUUCAAAAUGUCAUUGCUGGAGCUGGUCUGCUUUGGUUGUCGUGAUGAGCUCUCCGAACCCGGAACGGGAGUCGCGCAGUCAUAGGAGCAGCGUACAAAGCGUGUGGAAAGUAACCGGUGUUUCCGAUGUGUCUCUGUGCUGGCUGAUUUCGCCUCAAGUGUUUGGAUCGUGUCCCCCUUCAGAACGGGAAAAUGGGACGUGAAAAUAGGUCCGGCUUUUGGUGCAGUACGGGGCUGCCACCACUGAAAAAUUAAUACAAAGUAUUAGUAAAUACGAGUUUUUGAUACAAAGAAGGUAAUCAGAAUGGUGUAAUCGUUAAAAGUGUGGGGAUUUAAAUCUUAGUGUAACUUUUCUGUGAUAGAAACUAGAAAUACUGUAGGUUUUGUUACUGGUUGUGUAGUGUGCCGGUAUACAUUGGACAAAUAGAAGGAGGAGUAGAGAGCAGAGCUUUAAAACAUUUUGCUUUUGUCAGAUUUGUAAUACUAAAAAUACAGUCCUGCUACUUUGUUAGCUGCUGCCUCUGGACAGUGGGCUCCUUAAAAGUAGUCCCUAAAGCAUCUCUAAAAAGGCACUACCAAAAAUUACAGUUUGUAAUAGUACUGAAAAUACAGCGAAAUCUGCAUAUUGAUGUGGUCAUUUGGAGUAAAUCUUAUAUAUUGAAUGUUUGUAAGAACUUGCUUUAUAGUCUUGUGUGCUUAAUACUGUGGUUUCUUUCCAAGUGGAUCAAAGUACCAGUUGUUUAAACUGCUAUAAUGCAGAAUCUGUACUGAAUGAAAGAAAAAGUUCUAUUCUUAUUUCCUUCAAAAUAUACUGCAUCAAUUUAGAGGUAAUUGAAUUACAAUUUAUUUAGAGAGCAGUAUUUUUAAAGGCUCUUGAACAGUGGACUCAGGGAAUUGGUGGUGAAGGUCUUUUUGUUGAAAUAGAUUUUUUUUUUCUCUCUUCUGUACAUGUUAAUCAAGUCUAUGUAUAUAUGUAUAUAUAUGUAUUUAUAUAUAUAUAUGAAGAGAUAUUCCUGUACUUACUUUCUCUUUCUGAAGCAUUGAUAACUUCAGAUGAAUCGUUUUCUGCUUUGUUUUCCACACAAUAUCAUUUGAGUGAGAAAUUAUCAUUUUGCUGUGUUAAAUACAUUGAAAUAUGAUAUAUGCUCAAAAUUCGAAUUAAGUGCUCCAAUUGUAGAACAGAAGAACCUCAUUUUGAAUAAAUAUGUAGCUGUUUGAUACCAAAAUGGUUGACUGUUCUGCACUUGACUAUACUUCUGUGAUUCGUUUCCAAAUGUACAUACAAGGGUUGUUUUGUAUUAAUGUGUAAUAGCAAAGGAUAAGGAACGACAGUCAACUUGAAGCCUCAUCACAAUCAGCAAUUCCUGAAGAUAAUUCUGUAUUUAAGAAACAGAUAGAGAAAAGUAGGUAAGGACAGGAAACAGUUAAGUUAGUUAUCUGUUGCACUAUCCAGUGCUCAGGGAUGGUUUUAAAAAAUACUUGACAGGCUCAUUACAUUGAGAUGAUACUAUAUUGACAGUAGCAGACCUUCACAUAGGACAGUGAUUUUUUUCGUAUUUAAAAAGAAAUGGCCACCUUCCUGUUUUCUUCCCACAGUGUGAGGCUCAUAGUGAAUUGUAGGGAAGGGCAGAAUUCUGGGGUUCUUUUUCCCCUACUUCCCCCUCAAUAAUUGAGUUAUGAGUUAGGGAUCUGGAUGGGAAAAUCGAGGUAUUUAAUUACAGAAGAGCAUUUACUCUCUUGAAGUAAUGCUGCAGCUGCUGAGUUUUCAACCUGGGGGUAGGGGGGGAGAUGAAUUUGUGAUAGCUAUUUUAGAAUAAUCUGUACAGAGUUGAAUAAUUUGUGAGAUUAUCUGUCAUUUGAGGUAGGACUCAAAUAGUAGUCUUCAGCUGGUUUGGUUAGAAGCCGAUGUUCAUUUAAUUUACUGAGGGUUUGUGUUCAUUUGUUUUUAAAAAGCUAAGCUUUUACUUACAGAGAAAAUUUCUUAAGACUGUAGGCAACACUUCAUUGCCAUUUAGGAGCUGGCUUCUUAAAUAUGUAUGUUUCUGCAAUUUUUUUUUUUUUUUUAAUUGUUGCUGUUUUUUCCAAAGAAAUAGAAAAGUGGAAAAAAAUGUGUCUUGAUAGUUUACUGUUAAUCCAAUAGGCACAGUUGAUUGAACUGACAAUAAAUUGUUUCAUUCCAUCUUAGUCUAGUAAAACCCUAACGUUUUUCUUUAAGGAGACCCUGAAGUCAUUUUAGGACAUGAAUCUGAUAGGAAGUCCACCAACUUCAAAAUCCUGAAGUUGCAUGGAAGAAGCAGAUGUGACUUCUCCCAGCAAGCAUCCUCAGAGUGUCAAGGGGACAAAGAGAGCAGUUAAAUGUUGUCUGAGCCUCAGUUUGGGAGGGGAUGUCGCCCACUUCAAAUGCUUGUUCCUGAUCAGUGGGAAUGUGCUUCAUCUGUUGCAUCUUGAAUUAAAGUUUCAAAAUCUGUGUGUGGUAGGAUGCAUGGAUUUGGUGAGCUUGCACAAGGAAGGGGUACUUGCAGGUUGCUGCAGAUAAUGUAACUCCUCAUACUACACGCUUUUCUAGUGUAGAAAAUUAAUUGCUAAGUAUAGAACAUGGCUCUUACCCACUUGACUUCAAAGGAGGAGUCAUCAUCCGUGAAAGGGUGUGUGUGUGUGUAACCACAAGUGUCUUUUAUCCCAUUUAGUAAAAUUUUCAAGACUGGCUUAUUAAAUAAAUGAUGUCAUGAAAUGUAGAGCUUACCUGAAGUCAGUUUGUAAACUAGUUCUUUUUAAGAGCUUUACAGCAAUUAGAAAGUUGCCUUACCAUAACCCUAUAAUUAUGCCCUAAUUGGAUUCUUCUAGGUAUGAUUACAUACCUUGAAUAAGUGUAUGGAUUUUUAUGUCCUAAGAAAUCUACCAGAACUGACCCAAGCUUUUUCUCCCAUUUCGUUUUAUCAUAUGCUACCUCUAGUAGUGGAUUGCAAGAGGUAGUAGAUAAAAGGCUGCCAGUGAUACCUACAGGAGUAACAGAAAGCCAGAUCCUACCAUGAAGGACUGAACACCACACCCACAGCAUCAAGCUGGUGGCAAGUCUCUCUUUGGUCAUCGCAAACACAGUAUCUUGUCUGAGUGGAUUAGCAGAGCCAAAAUUGUAACAUGAUUGCAGCUCUUGGUUUCAGAGUGAUGUGUGGAGAAAGAGGAAGCUGCUACAACAAUGAGGGGAGAAGAGAACCUUCUGCCUUUUGAAAAGUUUGCAGAGAAGCUGAAACACUGUAGUGUACCAUUGAGCAGGACAAGUAAGGAAUGAGCCAGCCUUGGAAAAGAGGACCUGCCGUCCUAGCUGGAGACAUCUGAAGAGAGGACAUUUUAGUCUUAUGGCAUGCUUCAGUAAAAAUUAUUCAGAAAAAGAUGGCUGGCUGUGGUGAAAUAGAUCAUUCGAUCAAUAUGCUUCCCACAAACAGGAAGACAAAUGAGUCAUGUGCUAAUGCAGCACCUUCUCUGACAGUCCCUGAAUGUGCUAUCUGUCUGCAAACAUGUGUCCACCCAGUAAGUCUUCCUUGUAAGCACGUUUUCUGCUAUCUGUGCGUGAAAGGAGCUUCUUGGCUUGGGAAACGAUGUGCACUCUGCCGGCAGGAGAUUCCAGAGGAUUUUCUUGACAAGCCAACCUUAUUGUCACCAGAAGAACUCAAAGCAGCAAGCAGAGGCAAUGGAGAAUAUGCUUGGUACUAUGAAGGUAGAAAUGGUUGGUGGCAGUAUGAUGAACGUACCAGCAGGGAGCUAGAAGAUGCCUUUUCCAAGGGUAAAAAGAGCACUGAAAUGCUAAUUGCUGGGUUUUUAUACGUAGCAGAUCUUGAAAAUAUGGUUCAGUAUAGGAGAAAUGAGCAUGGACGCCGCAGAAAAAUAAAACGGGACAUAAUAGACAUACCAAAGAAGGGAGUGGCUGGGCUGAGGUUGGACUGUGACACUAACACUGUCAACCUGGCAAGAGAGAGCUCUGCUGAUGGUGCAGACAGCACACCGGCUCCGGGGGCUGCAGCCGUGCAGCCUCUGGCAUCCCUUUCUGCUAGGCCCCUGCCCUCCCUAGAUGGUCAGCUGAUGAGUCCUUCAACACCAUCACCUGAUGCAAGCAACUCCCUAGAGAACUCUUUUGCCCACUUACAAAUAAGUGGAGACAGUAUGGCUGAAAGGAGUCACAGGGGAGAGGGAGAAGAAGACCACGAAUCAUCAUCUUCUGGUCGGGUGCCAGCCCCUGACACCUCUGUUGAGGAGACCGAAUCAGAUGCCAGCAGUGACAGCGAGGAUGUGUCCGCCCACCUUCAGCAACACCCAUCCUCCAUCCAGCAGAGACACUUGAACGCAAACACAAGCCAGUUGGGAGCGGAGAGACCAGUGGGAGGUGGUGGGGUGGUAAACACAAGUGCAAGGUCUAGAAGGCCAGAUGGACAGUGCACAGUCACUGAAGUUUAAAAUUAGAGCCAUGCGAUUGAAACCUCGGUUCUGUAUUUGUAAUUUUUCUGUCCACAUUGGCAUCACACUCAAACCUAGUGGUAUGUUUGGUGGGAGGGUGGGGUAAGGGGGAGAAAAGGAUCUGGACUGUUUAACUUAAGUCUCUUAACAUGUCUCAGCUGGAAGACUCUAACUGUAGGAAACUGGGUUGUCUUGUUAGUGGUUUGAAAGCUGCUUAGCAAUACCCAGCUUUCUUGAAAAUGUCUUGUGUUUAUUUUGUAGCAUUUUGCCCUUGGAGAUACUCGAUCCCUUUUUGGCCAAUGUAUAUCUACUGUACAACUUGAAUUGUCUUCAUUAUCUGACUGUUGCAUUAAGUGUCUUACUACUUUCUGCAUGGAUUGAUGUAUGAAAAGAACACUACAGCAAUGUGGGAGCAGGCAAGAUGUUGGAUGUGAGCAGGAUGCUUAAUUUAAUGUGAGAAAAUAGAUGUGAGUUUGGAGUUAAAAUGUGUUUUUACUAGACAAGAGCAAUCAUUUACCUUCCUUCAAUGGAAAUGUAAAAAUGCUGUUAACUUUUGUUGCAAAUUCUUACCUAUACACUCUUCAUGGCAUUUUCACUGGCUUUGCCAUCUAGUCCUUGUAGUUUUGUUUUUGAGGUCUUUCUUGAUCUGUCUUGUUUUUGUUACGGAAUUUAUAAUUUAAUAAAACUACAUUUUAUCAGUAACAA
Messenger RNA from Columba livia (rock pigeon), 5779 nucleotides. It is a transcript of the gene RNF146, whose product is annotated as ring finger protein 146. Gene Ontology annotation, molecular function: ubiquitin protein ligase activity; zinc ion binding; poly-ADP-D-ribose binding. Gene Ontology annotation, biological process: ubiquitin-dependent protein catabolic process; Wnt signaling pathway. Gene Ontology annotation, cellular component: cytoplasm; nucleus. The transcript has 3 exons. The record is from RefSeq and is a predicted model, not a curated record. The coding region runs from base 4016 to 5074 and encodes 352 amino acids. NCBI's taxonomy places the organism in Eukaryota, Metazoa, Chordata, Aves, Columbiformes, Columbidae.